AUGAGCACAUCCGGAGAUAAAUCUGGAUCUUCGCAGAGAAAGCUAGGCCGUCGCAGUAUCCCAAUGGAAAAGAUAGAAAAGAAGAGCAACCUUGAAGUGACUUUCUCUAAACGUCGAGCAGGAGUUUUCAAAAAGGCGAGUGAGCUUUGCACUUUGACGGGUGCAGAGACCGGGGUCGUAGUGUUUUCGCCUGCUGAUAAUGCUCAUUCAUUUGGACAUCCUAAUAUCAACUCAAUUACCGAUAAGUUCAUCUCGCCGGAGAACAUCAACACAGGGGAUCAAUGGAGGGAGGGUCGUGAUUUGGCUCGGAUACGGCAAACUGAGCUAGAUGCUCUGGCCCGAGUUGAGGCAAGGCUAGCUGCUGAGAAAGCACGGGGAGAAGAGCUGGAGAAGUUUAGGAAGGAGAGUAUGAUACCCCUUGGAGGCCCGGAUCUGGAUGGACUCGGAUACGAGCAACUACAAUUGUUGAAAGAAGCUAUAACAAACUUUGGAAAGGGUUUGAAAUAUAUGACUGGGCAAAUGCCGGUUGCUCCAAUAGCACCCAAUGUGGGCAUGAAUCAUCCAUUUAGAGUGAAGCCAAACACCAUCAUGCCAUACAAUCAAUUCUCUGGAGAAAGUGGAAGUGGCAACGGCAGCGGCAGCAGCAGUGGCAAUGACAAUAACAAAGGUAAAUGCAAAGGCAAAGGCAAAGCGAAAGGCUACAACUAA
Messenger RNA from Andrographis paniculata, 708 nucleotides. RefSeq names its product agamous-like MADS-box protein AGL61. The coding region runs from base 1 to 708 and encodes 235 amino acids. The transcript has a single exon. The record is from RefSeq and is a predicted model, not a curated record. Lineage: Eukaryota; Viridiplantae; Streptophyta; Magnoliopsida; Lamiales; Acanthaceae. Gene Ontology annotation, biological process: regulation of transcription by RNA polymerase II. Gene Ontology annotation, molecular function: RNA polymerase II cis-regulatory region sequence-specific DNA binding; DNA-binding transcription factor activity, RNA polymerase II-specific; protein dimerization activity.